UGGUGUGGCCUAUAAAUAAUAUGGGCCAUCAGCCAUGCCGUACGAGCGACCGUAUGUGGACGCUGCUAGAUUGCAGUUGUAGAAGGGGACCUGAUUUACCCACUUCGCUGUGGCCUCUAAAUGAGCCUGCAGGAGGUUGGCUAGCCGCUGCCUCCUCAUAAACGAAGAGGCGCUGCCAUUCUAGUCUAGCUUGAGGUGGCGACGGGCAUGGCCAUGCUGGCGGCGCUGGCGAUCCUCGUCCUCGUGCCGUCCGCGCGAGGGCUCAACCGCGCUGAGUUCCCGCCGGGGUUCCUCUUCGGCGUCGCCACGUCUGCUUACCAGAUUGAGGGCGCGUACCUGGAGGACGGCAAGGGCCUCAGCAACUGGGAUUUCUUCACCCACACACGCUGUCAGUCAUCUUUUCGGUUUUCUGCUUCCAUGUCCUUGCGUGAUCCGUGUGUGUGUGUGUGUGUGUUUAGGAUUGUGUGAUCCAUGUUGCUUAUAGGAGGAUAAAGAUGAAAACGAGUGGUUCCUUUCCAUCUUGCUGUACGAAACAGGGACAGCGAUAGCCGCAUCCACACUGCUGUGGGCGUGGCCAAAUUCGAUAGCCAUAUAAUGAGAACCAAUCAGUGGUCGGACGAUGGUGCCCGGCCCAUAAGGCAUUAAAAUCAUAGGUUUGACGA
This is a messenger RNA of Triticum urartu, 662 nucleotides long. Lineage: Eukaryota; Viridiplantae; Streptophyta; Magnoliopsida; Poales; Poaceae. The record is from RefSeq and is a predicted model, not a curated record.